AUGGGAGAUCGCACUCAAUUCGUACCCUCUCAUGUGGGAGACAAUGUACUUCCCAACCUGCCCUUUUUUCAUAAACUGCUUCGCUAUGCUCAACAAAGGCCGUCGCGUAUUUCCAUCCGAGACGUGAACGCCGGGCUGGAGAAAACCUUCCAUCAUGUUGUUUCAGACGCCUUGAUUCUUCGUAAGGAGCUGGAGAAAAAGCUCAGCCCUGAAACUUUGCGUGAUCUUCAGGAAGAUAGAGAGGUCUAUAUCGGACUUCUCGAGCCUGGUGGCUAUGAAUACACAGUUGGUUUCGUCGCUAUUCUUGCAUUGGGCGCUGCAGUAGUGCCAAUGGCUGCCGGGCUACCAAGCGAUGAAGUCUCAUACUUCCUUCGCAAAGCGCAAUGUGUAGCUCUAGUAGCCGGUAGAACCAAUGAGACUCUCGCGCAAUCCGUUGUGCGCUCCAUGAGGGACAAAAAUGGCGUCCAUAUACCCUGUAUUUCUCCCGUUGCAUCCUUCUUCCAGACAACACUGCUCCCAGCCAAUGAUAUCCUCAUCUCAUCAAACCGAGCUCUGGAUAUGAACAGCGCUGCCGCGGUCAUUUUCACCUCUGGCACAACCGGUCCUCCCAAGGGCGCUGUCCAGCGCCGCACUUGGCUAACCGGCAAUGCCGAAACCGACGCAGCCUUUUACCGCGUCACAGAAGAAGAUGUUGUCCUCCAUGUGCUACCAGUCCACCAUGCCUCUGGGCUAGGUCUCACAUUCCUUCCCUUUCUGAUGACCGGUGCAUGCAUCGAAUUCCGAAGUGGUAGUUUCGAUACUGCGUGGACGUGGGAGCGCUGGCGACAAGGUGGACUGAGCUUUUUCUCCGGCGUACCAACCAUCUACAUGCGGAUGAUGCGGUACUUUGAAGAGAGUAUUGCAACUCAGGCCCCUGAUAUACGUGACCAAUACGUCAGAGGGGCUCGUGAUAUUCGCACGAUGCUUUGUGGAUCGUCGGCUUUGCCUGGGCCCGUGCAGGACUUCUGGGAGAAACUUCGGGAGAAGCCAAUAAUGACCCGGUACGGGUCUACUGAGUUUGGGGCGGUUAUAAAAACCGACCUUGAGCCUCGUGGGAUGCCACAAAACAGUGUUGGUCGUAUUGUUGGCGGUGUUUCGCUCAAGCUUGAAGAUGAUGGUCAUUUGUUGGUGAAAUGUCCCUAUAUGUUCUCCAAGUAUCUCAAUGACGAAAAAGCAACAGCUGAAGCCCACGAUAAAGAUGGAUAUUUCAAAUCAGGCGACAUCGCUCGACAAGAAGGAGAUUAUUUCUUUAUCCUUGGUCGUGCCUCGAUUGACAUCAUCAAGUCAGGAGGGUAUAAAAUUUCCGCCUUAGAUAUUGAGCGUGAGAUUCUCGGCUUGGACUAUGUAUCCGAAGUAAUGGUGGUUGGUGUGGAGGACGAAGAAUAUGGACAGCGGGUGGCAGCCAGUAUCAGCCUCAAGACGGAUCAGAGCACAAAACGCAAGGCCCUCACACUAGCAGAGCUAAGAGAGGAUCUCCGAAGUAAGCUGGCGAGCUAUAAGAUACCUACUAUUCUACGAGUGGUGAACGGUGAGCUUCCCAAGUCAGGAACUGGCAAAGUCCAGAAGAAGAUUUUAGGGCCGAAACUCUUCCCUCCAAACUAUAAAGAUCUUCUUGGGGUUUCAGUAUGGAGUAAGAGGUCUAGGCUAUAG
Molecule: messenger RNA, 1689 nt
Organism: Penicillium odoratum
Lineage: Eukaryota; Fungi; Ascomycota; Eurotiomycetes; Eurotiales; Aspergillaceae
Exons: 3
Coding region: 1-1689 (562 amino acids)
Biological process (GO): fatty acid metabolic process
Molecular function (GO): medium-chain fatty acid-CoA ligase activity
Source: RefSeq, a predicted model, not a curated record